AUGGAUUCACAUCCUAAAUCACCUGGUAAUGAAGUUCGUGAUUCUGUUAAUUCAGAUUUGCAAAAAAUAAAAUUCAUUGAUGCAGCUUUAAUUCUCAGAAGUCAAUGGACCUUAGUUGGUGAAUGUAAGCUUAUUCCAUUAGGAAGGGGUUUUUUACCAUUAAAUUGGAUAAUGAAAUCGAUAGAGCCUAUAUCAAAUCAAGAAAUUGGUACACCUAUUAAAAUUGAUGCUGCAACUGCAAAAUGUGAAGUAGGAUAUUAUGCAAAUGUUUUAGUUGAAGUGGAUUUUGCUGAGUCUAUACCUAACAAAAUAUGGAUUGGUACAAAGUUUGGUGGUUUUUUCCAAGAUAUUUUAAUUCCAGAUUGUCCUAAAUUCUGUUCUACUUGCAAAAUCAUUGGUCACUUGGUUACAAAAUGCGAAAUAGAGAGAAGUAAGAAUUUUAAAAUUCAGAAAGAAGAUUCUCAACAAAAGCUUAUUCUGAGAAGACAAGUUCACAAUCAUACUCCUUUUGAUAUUUGUGACAGAUCUGAAGUGGAAGUUCCUCAUUCCAAUCCUCAACCACAGCAGGUGAGAAUCCAGAAUCCUGAAGUUGAUACUCUUGUAUCAAACAUUAAUGCCAAUACUCUACAAAACCAAGCUUCUAGCUCCACUACACCUCAAUCAGUUGAGAGCCAACUUUCUGUAGUGGAUUCAAUAGUUUCUUGUAUUAUUACUCCAUCUUCACAAAAUAAAGUCAGUGCUCCAAUCAUUACACAACCAGUUGGAAAUAGAUUCAAUGUUUUAAGUGUGCCAGUUGCUGAAACAAAAGAAGAUCACUCUGAGUUUGCAGAUGAUUGUGUAGAUGAGGAAAUCAUAGUUGAACUAGAGCCACAAAAAUUGUUGCAGAUUGCUGAAUCUACAGAACUUGAGAAUAGUGUAGUUAAGUUUUUGGAUGGUGGUACUGGUAAAGUCUUAACAGAGAAUGUUCAAUUCACCACUUGGUCAGAAAUGGUUAUGAUUAGUGAACUCAAAAAGCCUUGGCUCAUUUUAGGUGAUUUCAACGCUAUUCUAACCACAAAAGAAAAAAUAGGGGGAAGGUCUCCUUCUAGAAGAUCAAUGUUGGAUUUCAAUGAUUGUGUGGAUCAAUGUGAACUUUUGCAAGUAUACAAACUUGGUUUGGAGUUUUCUUGGUCAAACUGUCAACAUGGAGGAAGAAGAAUUUUGAGUAAUCUUGAUAGAGCAAUGUAUAAUAUGGAUUGGCUGAACAAAUAUCCUCAUUGGGGUUAUAAAGUUGGUCUUAGAAUUGUCUCUGAUCAUUCUCCUCUAUUUUGA
Papaver somniferum (opium poppy) is the source of this 1311-nucleotide messenger RNA. RefSeq lists its product as uncharacterized. The record is from RefSeq and is a predicted model, not a curated record. The coding region runs from base 1 to 1311 and encodes 436 amino acids. Lineage: Eukaryota; Viridiplantae; Streptophyta; Magnoliopsida; Ranunculales; Papaveraceae. The transcript is spliced from 3 exons.